This is a messenger RNA of Tachysurus vachellii, 2189 nucleotides long. It is a transcript of the gene nfil3, whose product is annotated as nuclear factor, interleukin 3 regulated. Gene Ontology annotation, cellular component: nucleus. Gene Ontology annotation, molecular function: DNA binding; DNA-binding transcription factor activity. Lineage: Eukaryota; Metazoa; Chordata; Actinopteri; Siluriformes; Bagridae. Gene Ontology annotation, biological process: circadian rhythm; DNA-templated transcription; regulation of DNA-templated transcription. The record is from RefSeq and is a predicted model, not a curated record. The coding region runs from base 292 to 1671 and encodes 459 amino acids. The transcript is spliced from 2 exons.
CAGAUCCAUGAGGCAGCCGUCACUUCAGGAGGAAAACGCAAAGGAGGAACAGGGAAACAUUACCUCACCCUUAACGGAUUUUAGCGCUGCUUAUGAAACAAUUAUUAUUCUCCAGACGCUUUUUUUUGUCUACGGACUACAUAAAAUAGCUGUGCUAUUUAAAGGUCCAUCCAGGAAUCAUUAUCUGGCACCCAUGAUAUCUGUAGCACUUAGUUUACGAUGAUGAUUUGUCUCCUCAACACAAGUGAGAACUAAUGAGCUUAUGCAAUCUGGAUCACACCCUUGAGUAUUAUGCAGGCCAUUAAGAAAGAGACGUCCUACAGUGGAGACGAUGACCUGGUCUUAGCCAUGGCUCUGCAAGGCACAGACAGAGACUUGGUCAAUCAAAAGCUUUCCAACAUGCCCUUCAAGGCCAAACCAAACACGUGCCGCAGAAAGCGCGAGUUUAUCCCGGACGAGAAGAAGGACACGUUGUACUGGGAGCGCAGACGCAAGAACAACGAGGCUGCAAAGCGUUCAAGGGAGAAAAGGCGGAUCAAUGACAUGGUGUUAGAGAACAAGCUGAUGGUGUUGGGUGAGGAGAAUGCGUCACUCAAAGCUGAGCUUCUGUCCCUCAAGCUGAAAUUUGGCCUGUUGAGCUCUGCUGCCUAUGCUCAGGAGGUGCAGAAGAUCACCACCUCUACUAAUGCCUUGUACCAGGAAUUUGUGCACCCUAAUGAUGUCAAAGGCUCUUACUCCAGAGAGCCUGAGCCAUCAUGCCUAAACAGUAGCUGCAUAUCAGUGAUCAAGCACUCACCUCACAGCACCUUAUCAGAUGGAUCUGACUCGAGUACUAUGAAUGCAUGCAGGACACCGGAAACCAUCAAGCAAGAGCCAUUGGAGAAUGUCAACUACUCAAGAGACCGAGCCAGUCCGUAUGAACUGUACAGAAAUUACCUGAAUAGUCCUUUCCCUGGAGGCUACUCCCAGCCAAAUCCAUUCCUGCCGCUCACCAGGUCAUCAAGUAACUCUCCCCGGACCUCUGAUGGUGAUGAUGGGACUGUGAGCAAGUCAUCAGAUGGGGAAGAUGAACAGCAGGUCCCCAAAGGUCUGGCACCAUCCACUGUUGACCAAAAAAGUGUGAUAGUCUCCGCUGUAAAAGUUCCAGAUACCAAUGCUUCAGCGCUGCCCCACAAGCUGCGCAUCAAAGCCCGGGCCAUCCAGAUCAAAGUAGAGGCUAUCGAUCCUGACUAUGACUCAACUGGAAAGUUCCCUUCCCCCAUUGACAUGUCUGCACGGGCAUGCUACCAGAUGGCUCAGGGAUCUCCACUUGAAUACACCCAGUCAUCACUUAGCCCACUCUCCCUGCAGGUGAACAACGUCCAGGACUGGAUCCAACAACCAGAGUAUUGGCACAAAGACCAAACAGAGGCUCCGCCAAACGCCUUCAAGAACAGACUUUGCCCUGACUCACCUGGGCCUAUGACUAACAAACUCGUUGUAGACCUUAAGGAUGGCUGCUAUGCUAUCUCAGAGUCUGAGAACUUGUACUUGAAAAAAGGCAUUGCCGACUUGUCCGCAGAAGUGGCCUCCCUGAAAAAGUUCAUCACAACACGACAGGGUUCUGUCAUCGAGUCCACCAAAAGCACUACUGAACAUGACUUGGUGUCUAAAGGAUGUUAUUCAAACUGAGGCUUCUCUGUUUGCACAACACCUGUUUUCCACUGUGUCUGCUACUGCACCAUUCCACUGAAAUGGUGUCUAAAAGCUGCAGUUCAUCGAGAUGAAUAGUGGUUUUGUGCACUUACUGUUGUAGAUUGGCGUGUCCUCCCAGUGACUCCUUCUGGUAGCCCAGAAGCCAAAAUGUUAGGCUACUACAUGCAAAGUUAAUGCUGUCUUCUUCAAAAUUUGUUGUACAUUAUCGUAUGUUCUUUUUUUUUGUUUGUUUACAAUAAAUAUAUGUAAGCACUGAAGCACCAUUUUGGUUUUUUUUUCACCUACACAGGAUGUAUUGAAAACCGCAUUGUACCAUGAAUUGUCUAAAGAUUUUAAAGGAACUGUGGAUCUAGACUGUCAGUGCCUCCUUAAUACUUUGUUUUUACUGUGCCAUUUCUAUGGAGGUACACCAUUUUUACCCUGUGUUCUCUUUAAGGAACAAUAGGUAGCAUUUUUCAUGUUGAUAAACUGUCAAUAAAAUUUCACAAAGCACA